AUGGCGUCGAGGUUUCAUCGCGCGACGACGCGCUUCGCCGACGACGCGCACCGAGCGACGACGACGGGGAGGACGGAGGCGUCAACACCCAACGAAGCGAACGAGACGACGACGACGAGGACGACGACGGCGACGGCGACGGCGACGACGACGAGCGAGGGUGGGAACCGACGCGACGUGGGCGUGAGAACGCUAUCGAUGAUGGAGGGCGAGGCGAGAACGGCGUCGUCGCCGGCGCGUUCUAGAAGCGGCGAACCGCGCUCGAGAGAAGCCGCGCUCGAGGCGCUACAGCGGGAGUUGGACGAGACGGAGGCGCUGUUGAACACUCGACGAGUGCGAGAAUUGAGAGAACAACGAUCGAGCGCCGGAACUGCGGACGAGGACGAGGAAUCGAGAGCGACGGAUCGAGACGUGGCGGACGCAACGGGAGCGCAAGCGCGACGCACGACGCCGUCAUUCGCGCGAGCGCGAUGGGGCUCGCUCGUCGCUGUCGUCGCCGCGUGCGCGUGUAUUUUGGCGAUAAUGAUUGUGAGAGAACGUCCUGAAGCACGAGCGCGCAGACGUUUACACAUGAGCUCACUCUCAGAGAUGCAGUGCGAGCACGCUUUCGUACCUGCGCUCUCGGACAACAGAACAAUGGACAGCUCGGUGAACCGGAUCAUCGCCGCUGCGCAUCACGUCUACGUAUUGACAUCACAAAAUUGUGCGUCUCCGAACGUCACGCUGCGAGUGCCCGAUGCGUACGCGAGUAAGGCCACGUGCGUGAGCGGCGGCGUGCUGGACAGGUGCGCGGCUAUGGACACCGGCGUAUGGUGGGAAUCUCACUACACGCGCGUUUCUAUGGCACAUGGUAUGAUGAUCAAACACGCGAAAGAACAGAAAUACAACAAUAUAGUCGUCAUGGAGGAGGACACCACUGUGAACCAUGAAGUGAACAUCCACCCGGACACCGAGGCUGACAUGUUGAAGCUUCUCCGAGAAGACUUUGACACCGAGACGAGCAGUCUGGGGCGCGUGCAGCUCGAGUUGGACGAGCACGGAUCUCUCGCUUCUUGGAACGUUAUUCGUCCAGCGUUUCGUCCUCACCUUUUCGAGAAGUUUGAGACGCGUAAGCAAGGGAAAGGGUACAUUGAAGUCACGACGGGUGUCAAGGAUGUGACGAGGUGCCCGUCGCAGUGCGCGUGCAGGAACACACAAGAGGGAGGACAGCUGUGCGCUCUAUCGGCCGCGGGGUGCGACUUACGUUCGUCUGAUAUGUACAUGUUACACAGUCGUGCGUACGAUCUGAUGUUACCCUUGCUUUUCGUCGGCACUGACGAAACUAUCAUCGACCACUUUGUGCUUCAGAACAUCCCGAAAACGUGGCUCCUGCAUCCGUCCGUGACGAUACAGGCGCACCUCGAUAUUAGUCACGCCCUUCAGCUCAAGGUACAGGAUGAGUUCGAAAGAAAAUGCGUGAAAUAG
This is a messenger RNA of Ostreococcus tauri, 1464 nucleotides long. RefSeq names its product Endonuclease/exonuclease/phosphatase. Bases 1 to 1464 code for a protein of 487 amino acids. Lineage: Eukaryota; Viridiplantae; Chlorophyta; Mamiellophyceae; Mamiellales; Bathycoccaceae. The transcript has a single exon. The record is from RefSeq and is a predicted model, not a curated record.